This is a messenger RNA of Podarcis lilfordi (Lilford's wall lizard), 945 nucleotides long. The record is from the annotation of a GenBank genome assembly. Lineage: Eukaryota; Metazoa; Chordata; Lepidosauria; Squamata; Lacertidae.
AUGUCUGUGCCAUCACCCCUGAGGGUGCUGCCCAGCCCCCCGAAUGCCACUGCAGGCAUUCCUGUGAGCAACCAGACCAAUGAGACAUUCUGCACAAGCAGCCAGCAGGUGGUGAUCCCUGGUGAACUCUUCCUGACCCUGGGGAUCCUGAGCUUUGUGGAGAACUUGUUAGUGGUGGCUGCCAUUGUCAAAAACCGGAACCUGCAUUCACCCAUGUACUAUUUCAUCUGCUGCCUGGCUGUGUCAGACAUGCUGGUGAGUGUCAGCAACCUAGUGGAGACCCUCUUCAUGCUUCUGCUGGAGCAUGAGAUGAUGGUUGUGCAGCCCACCACCGUGAUGCACCUGGAUAACGCCAUGGACAUGCUGAUCUGCAGCUCCCUGAUGUCCUCGCUCUCCUUCCUCGGCGUCAUCGCCAUUGACCGCUACAUCACCAUCUUCUAUGCCUUGCGGUAUCACAGCAUCAUGACCAUCCAGAGGGCCGUCACCAUCAUCGUGGUUGUCUGGGUGGUCAGCAGCAUCUCCAGCACCAUCUUCAUUGCCUACGAUGGCAAGGCGGUCAUCCUCUGCCUGGUCAUCUUCUUCCUCUCCAUGAUCACCCUGAUCAUGGGCCUCUACAUCCACAUGUUCAGCCUGGCUCACCAACACGCCCGCAGGAUCUCCAGCCUGCAAAGGAAGCAGUCGGCGCCCCACUUCACUAGCAUGAGAGGGGCCAUCACCCUCACCAUCCUGCUGGGCGUCUUCUUCAUCUGCUGGGGCCCCUUCUUCCUUCACCUGAUCCUCAUCCUCACCUGCCCUGAGAAGCCCGCCUGCAACUGCUACUUCAGAUACUUCAACCUCUAUCUCAUCCUCCUCAUUUGCAACUCUGUGGUGGACCCCAUAAUUUACGCCUUCCGGAGCCAGGAGCUCAGGAGGACUUUGAAAGAGGUGGUCUUAUGCUUUUGGUAA